Molecule: messenger RNA, 3062 nt
Organism: Heteronotia binoei (common prickly gecko)
Lineage: Eukaryota; Metazoa; Chordata; Lepidosauria; Squamata; Gekkonidae
Gene: ETS2
Product: ETS proto-oncogene 2, transcription factor
Exons: 10
Coding region: 326-1759 (477 amino acids)
Biological process (GO): regulation of transcription by RNA polymerase II; cell differentiation
Cellular component (GO): nucleus
Molecular function (GO): sequence-specific DNA binding; DNA-binding transcription factor activity, RNA polymerase II-specific
Source: RefSeq, a predicted model, not a curated record
UCCAGUAAAGAGCCUGGCGUGCUUAGUUCGAGCCGGCAUUACGCGUUCCCUUCAGGGCCACCCGCAGCUGCCACCGUGAGCUCCGUCACAAACGGGCUCCUUCCUGCGCGCCCUCGGACAUUGCCUACGCUCUUUCGCGCCCUCCCGGCCUCAUCUAGUUGCCUGCGUUUCUCUUCGUCUUCUGGAGCCAUCGUGGGAUAACGUCGUGUUGUGUAGGGUGUGCCUUCGGCUGCCGCGCAAGGAUAUUUUGGGGGAGCAGCACCUUUUGGACAUCGGAUUACCGCUGAAGAGGACGCUUCUUGAAAUUUCGCUUGGGGGGCUCCAGAUGAGUGACUUUGGAAUCAAGAACAUGGAUCAGGUAGCACCUGUAUGCAGUAUGUACAGAGGUUUGCUCAAGCGGCAACCUGCAUUUGAUAACUUCGAAGGUGCAAACUCUUUGUUUACUGGAUAUUUUCCCUCAUUAAAUGAAGAUCAGACACUCCAGGAAGUACCAACAGGCCUCGAUUCUAUUUCUUAUGAAUCAAAUGGCUGUGAAUUACCACUCUUAACCCCAUGCAGUAAGGCUGUGAUGAGUCAAGCCUUAAAAGCAACUUUCAGUGGCUUCAUCAAGGAACAGCGCAGGCUGGGCAUUCCAAAUAAUCCAUGGUUAUGGACUCAGCAGCAGGUGUCUCAGUGGCUUCUUUGGGCUGCCAAUGAAUUUAGUUUGGCAAAUAUGAACUUUGAGAGGUUUGCUAUGAACGGGCAGGAGUUGUGCAACUUGGGAAAAGAACACUUUUUGGAACUUGCACCUGAUUAUGUGGGUGACAUUCUGUGGGAACAUCUGGACCAGAUGAUAAAAGAUCAUCAAGAGAAACCUCAGGAUCAGUAUUUGGAAAACUCUCAUUUCACUUCAUCUCCUCACUGGGUCAACAACAAUUCAUUGGGAGGUAACAUGGAACAGGCACAGUAUUGUGCCCAAGUGCCCAGCUAUUCUAAAACUCAUAACUAUCAAAAAACUGGCCUUCUGAGUGAUUUAACUGUUGGAUCAAAUUUAGUUAACCCGGAACAAGAAUUUCAGAUGUUUCCUAAAGCACAGCUAGAAGCACUCAAUGUGAACUACUGCUCUGCGAAUCAGGACUUCACAAGAAACAAUUUGAAUUUAAUGUUAGAUAACACUGAUAAGCCUAGAGACAAUCAUGAUUCAAGUGACAAUGGCACAGAAACUUAUGAAGGCUUAGAUUCACUGCUACACUCUUGGAACAGCCAGUCUUCCUUAGUGGAUGUUCAACGUGUGCCAUCUUAUGAGAGUUUUGAAGAAGACUGCAGUCAGUCGUUGUGUCUGAACAAACCUACAAUGUCCUUUAAGGACUACAUUCAGGAGAGGAGUGACCCUGUUGAACAGGGGAAACCAGUUAUACCAGCAGCAAUUCUAGCAGGGUUUACAGGCAAUGGGCCUAUACAACUGUGGCAGUUUCUUCUGGAGCUUCUAACUGACAAAUCUUGUCAGUCAUUCAUUAGCUGGACUGGAGAUGGAUGGGAAUUUAAACUAGCUGAUCCAGAUGAGGUUGCACGGCGGUGGGGCAGGAGGAAAAACAAGCCCAAAAUGAAUUAUGAGAAGCUGAGCCGUGGCCUGCGCUAUUAUUAUGACAAGAACAUCAUUCACAAGACUUCUGGGAAACGUUAUGUAUACCGUUUUGUAUGUGACCUACAGAACCUGUUGGGAUAUACAGCGGAGGAGCUUCAUGCCAUGUUAGGAGUGCAGCCAGACACAGAAGACUGAACAUUGCAAUCUUGUGUUACUUUGACAAAUCACGUGAGAACACGCAAACUGUGAAUUGGGACCUCUACUGCAGUCACUGGUUUUAUCUUCUGACUGUUUGGAGUCGUACAACUGUUACGGACCUUGAAGUGAUUCUGAAAUGAGGAGAAGUGGAAGGAAAGAGAAGUGGCCUUACUGCAUUAAGCACAAUUGCUUCAGCUCCUGCUGUAUCAUUUGCUUUGAGCAGCUUGGAGAUCAGCACAGUUCCCAGCUGUCCUCUGAAGAGAUUAAAGUUCUCCAGGGUGUAGUGGACUGGUUUUAUCACACUGCCAUGUAAUUAGGGGUGUUGCCCAUACCAAGGGCUGAUAAGCCAUCAGAAUUUCUAGCUGAAAAGAAAAGAAAACCACCAUCCUACAGAAGCAGCCUUACCGAUGUUACUCGUGGGACAUAUAUGAUUAAGACAAAAGGCUAGAUACCCUUUUUAAAAACAGGUAGUGAGAUGACAUUGCAUUGGGCAUUCUCUCAAAUAUAUAUUUUUGUUAUUAUUCAAAAACAAGUUGUGGAACCUUAAAACUUUUUGUCAAAGCCAGUGAAGCAAUGGAUCCCUUAUAAAGAGGGAAAAUCAUACCAUUUCAAAUCAUACCAUUUCUGUAUAUUUGUGUGUGUGUUUGUGUAUGUUGAUAUGAGUGUAUGUGUGUGUAUUAUGUGUGUGAGUAGAUAUAUAUAUAUAUAUAUAUAUAAGCACGUUCAAAUGAUACUCUGGCAAUUGAAUGCUCCUAUUUAAUAGAUACUGUAAUUUAAGCUAAUAUAAGCAUCUGAAAGACGAAGAAAGUAAAUGUUUCAUUUUUGGAACAGCAGCACUUACAGCGUCCUGCAAGUAUUCAAUCUGCAGGUUAACUGUGGCUGACAAAUUCCAUGACACCCCUCCCCCCAGACUAAUACUAUGUUCUGGGGCAGUAAGAUCCUCUUUAAUUUAUCCUCUGGCUAAGAUUGAAAAUGCCAUCUAAAAUAUUUAUUAAUGGCAUAUCUAUUUAAUUUCUCUGCAUGUUCUUUAAAAAAAACUCUAUACAUCCCCCCCCCCCCCCCCGCCCACCUUCAUCCUCAGCAAAAUAUCUUGUUUAAAGUAUGAAUUCUAUUUUUGGAAAUAAUUCUGACUUCUUUUAAGCAAACAAGGGAAAGAUAUGUAGCAGCUUUUUUUACUGCCAAAAAUGUUCACUGAAAAAAUGUAAUUUGUAAAAAGCUUAUUUUUUAUCUGAGAUUGACUGAAAAUUCAAAUGUACAGUGUGUUGUUUAAAAUUAAUUUUAUUAAAACUUAUUAAACGAA